UUUUGCGGGGCCUCAGUACACAUUCAAAUCUUACUUAAAAUUGUUCGCAUCCGUAAUUCGCUUUCAAUAAUUUCUCUAAAAAGUACAUUUCUCUCAAUUUUUGUUAUCUAAAGUAGUUUUCAGGAUAUGAGGACUUUAUGGAGUUAUACUGAACUUUGAUCAUUUUUGUCAGUCCUUUAACCUAAAUUAUUGCUACUAAAAAAAUGUUUCGCAUAUUUAGUAGAAAUUAAUCAAAAUCGGUGUUUUUUAAUUAGGUAAUUUUCGUAGACCGCGGGGCCUCUCAAAACGCGGGACCAGGUUCUGGUGAACGCGCUGGACCUGCCUUGCGCCGGCCCUGUUUCUAAUAUAGGAAAAUCUUACAUAGGCAAAAAAGAAAAAAGAAAAAGGUUCAUGCUGUAAAUCUCGUUACAACAAAUAACAAGCACGCGUGCAUCUUAAGGCAAGGGAAUUAAUGCUAGUAGUCAAGUAGAUGAUAAAGAAGAGGAAGAAACUUGUAUAGGGUUGUAUAGGGCAAAGGAAAUUCUAUUAAACGCGCACCUACGUAAACGAAGAUUGUACCAGGCUGUAAGUCUCGUUACAGUAAGUAAAAUACACACAUACAUCUUAAGACAGGAAAGCAAGGCUGGUAACUAAGGUAGACGUAAAUGUGGAAAAGAAAAGGGAGCUUGUAGAGGACUGGAUUAAUUUGCAUUAAUCGAGGAGUGCUCGUAGGAAAUUUGUAAAAAAAGUAUCAAGAAGUAUAAAAGAGAAAAUGAAGAACUUUGAUUUAUUCACUGGAAAGUGUUUUAUAUGCAAGUGUGAAUAUAUAAGGUGCUUGCAGCAUUUUUUACAAUCGCUCUUUGAUCGUACUGGCUGUAAUGGUUCGCAAGUUAGAAAUAAUAUUUAUAUAUAUCGACAAACAGACGCAGUGCAUGGAUAGAGGAAAUGAAAUGCAUCUCGAUUUCUAACGUCAGGAUCGAUUUAUCUUCGUUAAUCUGAUCUCUUAUUGAAAAUUCUUAUCGACAAGAUCAAAAAACUAGACAAGACGCAGCAUAAGGAAAUGAAAACUAAGAAAAAUCGAAGAACCGUGGAACGUAACGCAAGGGAACGAGAGAUAAGGAGAGCAAAGGAUUACAAACGGCUGAAAGAAUGGAGCGAUUCCGAGGCAACGAUUGAAAAAAGUGGGGGCACCAACGUGCAUUCGGAGUGUUGGCCAGCAUUCACGUAUUGCAUCAUCUUUCUUCCACUCUGUCUCGUUCACGUGGCUAAUUUCCUUUUCGUUAUCUGUUGCCUAUCGCACUCGAUCGGUAGUUUUUAAAUCAGAGAAACCAGAAGCUGUUCACAUGAGUCGAGGAUCUAUUUCCAGUUGGCAGGACUAUGGACGCAGAAGUUCUCAAUGCAUGCCACAGUUCAGCGGCGGUCCGGUGCAAUUUAUGACUUACGAUGACAUGGAAUAUAAAAGAGGCGAUGGUUGGUUCUUAUCGUAUACAAAGAUAGCAGGAAUCAUCGUGGUCUUUAUUAUCGGUGUCAUAGCCGCAGGAUUUCUCGGAUGGUACAUCAAUUCCUUACCAAAGAAAAAGCCUUACGAGAUUCUAGACUUGCAGAACGAUGGCAUCGAUGAUACAGACGAUGUUGACGAAAGUAUUUCACCUUUCAUUCGUCCCUUGAAAUAUCGCCUCGAAUUAACGCCAAUUAUAGACAUGAACGGUCCAUCGAGAUUGAUAGGCCACGUGUACAUCGAUUUUCAAGUAAACGAUACGAUAAGUUUAAAUAAACUUUCGCUAAAUGUGAAGAACAUUACGGUGACUAGUUACAAGCUGUCUUUGCUGGAUCUGGAGGAAAACAAGAAGCCGUUAAGGAAAAGACGAAGAAGGGGAAUCACUGACGUAAUUAAUAACGCUAAUCAAGGGAACGAUACAACUUCUGUUUCACAUACUAUGUAUUCUAUAGAAAAUGAUGUUGUGAUAAGCCUGAGGGAAAACGAGACAAUGGUAUACGACGAAAAUGUUACAAACUCAUUGGAGAACAGGUCCUCCGUCGAAGAAGCCAACGUUUCAUUGUCAAAUUACGCUUUGGUUUCUGACACUGACAAAAUUGACGACUCAAACGUAGAUGCUAUUAUACAGUUCGGAUCUGUGCCACCUGCUGUAUCUCCCGGAAACGCAUCUUCUCAAAUACAAAUCACACAGUACGAUAUAGACGUAGAUAAAGAAGUUCACACAAUUCAUUUAGGAAGUCGAAUACAGCAAGGAAUUUAUCUGUUGGAAGUCAAAUAUGACCUGUUAAUCGAUGAACAUAUAUUUUUCAUUGGAAGUUACAAUUCAUCUGGCGAAGGAAAAUGGCUAAUGGGAACGAGAUUGAAGGAAUCCGGUGCUCGAUGUUUGUUCCCGGUUUUCGACGAUACGGUGAAUAAGUCAGUUAUUUCCGUAUCCGUGGCACGUCCCAAAGAAAUGACAGUGCUCUCAAACAUGCCCCUCAGGACUUUAAGGGAUACCUCGGACAAUUCGAUGGUGGUCGAUACUUUCGACGAUUCCCUGCCUAUUUCUCCGCACAAUUUGGCUUUCGUAAUGGGCCAUAUCAAAGCCAUGAACACGACGAUCGUAGGCGACACCGAAGUAGUUGCAACGUUCUGGUGUGAAUCGAAUAGAAGUUCAGACGAGAUUUACCUGUUCGACAAACUCGACUCAAUUGUCGUUAACUUGAUCGACGUGUUUUUGACGUCCUACCCCUAUCCUAAAUUGGAUAUAGUAAGCUUGCCUCCAGGGAUCGACGAGAACAUGGGAAAUCCUGGAUUAAUUGCGCUGAAGCAGUCGUUGUUCUACACCAGCAAGAAAUCGCCACAUGUCACGAAAGCCAACGCUCUGAAGGUGCUGAUCAGCCUAGUGGGACAGCAAUGGCUCGAUGAAUUUAUGAAUGUGAAUCGAACGGACGCGUGGAUCUCCGAGAGUCUGCUAGUUUACAUCCAACACGUGAUCGUUCAACAGAUAGACUCGUCAUUGGACUUGAGCGACUCUUUCAUCGCCGAUGUCCAGCUGCACGUGAUGGAGAUCGAUGGCUAUAGCAUUUCAAGGCCUUUCCAUGAAAAUGCCAACUAUCAUCUGUGGCAAUCUCUUAACUACGAGCACGCGAAAGGUGCAUGUCUGAUACGCAUGUUGCAUGGCGCGAUAGGCGAUACCGACUUUAGGAACGGCUACAAGAAACUGAUAACCAGGUGGAAGCACAACAACACGGAUGUAACCGAUUUCAUGAAUAUUCUGGCGGAAGAAGCAAUGGAACUUCCGUCCGGAGUUUCGUUGGAAGACACGAUGAAUUCUUGGAUUUCUCAAGGUGGAUAUCCAUUUAUAACCGUCGUAAGAAAUUACGAAGAGGAAUCCGCCAUUAUCUAUCAGGAACAAUUUGCGCUCGAUCGUCCAUUCGAAAGUAUCUCCAAAUUCUGGCAUAUCCCACUGAGUUACACCAACAAUAAUGGUAAUUGGUCGUCUCCUGCUACGAUCUGGUUUCCACCUGAACCUAAAAUCACGCUGGAUGGCAUUGGUUCCAAUGAAUCUUGGGUUCUUUUCAAUGUAAAUAAGACUGGUUUCUACCGCGUGCACUACGACGAAACAAAUUGGAUGCUGUUAAAAUUGGCACUUGCGGAGAAUCAUGAGCUGUUUCCACCAGAAACGAGAGUAUCGCUCGUAGACGACGUUUUUAGUUUGGCUGAAAUAGGCUUGAUGAAAUAUGGCACCGCCUUUGAAUUCAUUAAAUAUAUGCAAAUGAAGGAAAGACAUUAUCUUCCUUGGGGUGCAUUUAUGCGACACAUGUUCAAAUUAAACAGGCUUCUGUACGAGACUCCGGUCUUUACUGAUUUCCAGGAAUUCAUAGCAAGAUUCGUAUCCCCAUUGUACAGCGAAGUAGGGUCAAAGUUGGAAGAAGGAUCAGCAUUGACAAUGACUGCUGUAAAACUUGCAUGCGCCUUUGAGCAUUCUCAGUGUCUAGAUUGGUCGAAAAAUGUUUCCGAGGAGGUCGAUAGUAAUCUACAAGAAACAGUUCCUUCCUACAUUCGUGACACAUUUUACUGCACUAUUGCGCGUUAUGGUACACGAAGGGAAUGGAACUACUUCAUGGAACGGAUAAAAUUAACCGAAGAUGAGGAGGAAAAGAAGCGUUUGUUAUCGUCAUUCGCUUGCUUCCAAACUCCUUGGAUUUUACAAUUUAUUCUCAAUGAUAUACUUCACGAGGAACGAUUCGAGGAGGACGAAAUGUCGGUAAUUUUGAAUGCAUUUUCACAAAAUCCAGCCGCAGCUCAAGUCGCAUUUCGGUUCGUUCGAGCAAAUUGGCAAGAAAUUGCGCAAAGGUUUCUAGGAUCUUAUAAGGUAUUGAAAUCUUUCGUGCUGUCCAUGAUGAAUGGCUUAACGACUGAACAGGAUUUACAAGACCUUCAAAUGUUCAGGCAAAACAAUUAUGAAAGCAUGAAAGGAACAAGAUAUGCGGCAGCGCUUGUCGAAGCAAAUGGAAAUUUCGAAACGACAUGGUUGAAACAUUCUUUACCUCAAAUUGAAUCUAUGUUAAAAGAAGAAACACAGAGAUUUGCAAGUCCGUGAAAAUAGCUGAUAAAAGUGAGGGGAUAAAUAUUCUCAAGAGUUGUAUUUCGUGAAGCUGGACAAAUAGCUUUUCGAAGGAUCACACGCACUUUUUACGAAUCCCGGCGAUUUACUUAAAAUAUUCGAGUUCUAAGCUUUUUUAUUUCGCUUCAUUUUUUAUUCUCCUGAAAAUGCAAACUUGAAUUUUGAAAUUGAAGUUGUGACAAAUUUUAAAUGAAUUUUUUCAUUUGACAUAUGGAGAUGUAUUAACAUAUUCUCUCAUUUAUAAUUUAUUAAUGUAACAUAUAAAUCAUUUCGAAUAAAUAGUAUUGUAACUUUUUAAAAUAUUGUAGCGAAUAGAAAUAACUGUUUCUUUUUAAUUAUUAAAUUCAAAACUCGAAAUUUCUUAAGAUAAAUAUCUUUAUCAAAGUUAUCUUUCUAAUUAAUUAUUACGCUCAUACAUAGACAUAAAUAUAUAAUAAAUAUGUAAUAAUAAACCAGAACUAGUAAGAAAAUAUUAUGAACUUGUGACGCUUAUAGAGAAACUAUAUUAAAUCAUAUAGAAACUAUAUUAAAUAGUCAGUAAUAUUUCUAAAAUAUCUUAGAAACGAGUAUUACACUUAGAACACUGAUUUCCAUAUAGAAAUUAUUUGCCUUUGAACCAGCAAUACAUUUUGUUAAACAUUCUAUAAAAAAUCAUGUAUAUAUUUAAAAACAUAUCUUUACCCAUUUUUGUUACACAAUAUUAAUUUAUCUUCAUGCGAAAUAUAAACAUAUAAAAAUGAAGUACAGAUAAAUUAUGGAAUUUGAUUUCCGAUAUUGUAAUCAAGGUUCUGACAUUCAUAAUGUAUCUCAAUUUUAUGCGCCGUAUAAUUAUUGGAUACCUAUGUAUUAUAAAAAAGCAAUGAUUUAUGAUAUUUUAGUAAUA
Bombus terrestris (buff-tailed bumblebee) is the source of this 5469-nucleotide messenger RNA. Its product is annotated as thyrotropin-releasing hormone-degrading ectoenzyme. The transcript is spliced from 20 exons. The record is from RefSeq and is a predicted model, not a curated record. Gene Ontology annotation, molecular function: peptide binding; zinc ion binding; metalloaminopeptidase activity. Lineage: Eukaryota; Metazoa; Arthropoda; Insecta; Hymenoptera; Apidae. Gene Ontology annotation, biological process: peptide catabolic process; proteolysis. Gene Ontology annotation, cellular component: cytoplasm. Bases 1323 to 4562 code for a protein of 1079 amino acids.